Triticum aestivum (bread wheat) is the source of this 806-nucleotide messenger RNA. RefSeq lists its product as uncharacterized. Lineage: Eukaryota; Viridiplantae; Streptophyta; Magnoliopsida; Poales; Poaceae. The record is from RefSeq and is a predicted model, not a curated record. Bases 213 to 806 code for a protein of 197 amino acids. The transcript is spliced from 3 exons.
UAUACAAACUUCAUCCGUCAACAUAUAAUAGCACAAUCAUUUUACUUUGGAAGAAACCAUAUGCGAAGAACAUGUCUAUGAAAAUGAACAAGUGAGUCCUAAAAGCAUGUUAAAUGAGUCACCAUAGGUCAUAUCAUUUUUGUAAUUCAAUUCAUAUCAUUUUUUAAUGCAAAAAGACUGCAGGUUUAUUUAAGCUUCUAUAGGACAGAAAGAUGUCACAGCACAGAGAGCGUCUCUAUGAUAAAGGAAAAAAAGUUGUCGAAUAUGAGAGGACACCCAGAUCACAACUCACCAAUACACACCGACCACCAUCUGGUUUUUUCAUACGCAAACAAACACGCACUACUAACUACAGUGUUUUGUCUUCCGAUGAUGAUGACAAUGUGCCCACGCAACUGCCUAUGAUGAUUCCUAUAGCCGGCAAUCUCAAGGCCUUUCAGCCAGUGCCGCAUGUGGAAACAUCAAUCGGAAAUCAUUCUCGUGAAGGCACUUACUAUGAUCACCAUGCAUCACUGCGAGUAACAGAGAGAAGCAUUGAUCAUAAUAUUGGUUCAGACAUAGCACUUGGACUCGACACUGAAGACAAUGUCCCCGAGCACAUUGCUUCAAAUGAUAUCAUUAAAUCAGAUAGAAAACAGAAAAGGCGAGAUCAAUAUAUAGCACGGCGAAAUAGAUUAACACUUGAACAGAAGGAGGAAAUCAAUGCACGUCGCAGAGAAGCUAGGAAAAAAAACAGAGGAGGAGAGGACUGCCCGUCAAAGAGAAGCCAGGCAACGCAUGACACCAGAGGAGAAGCAACAGAGUAA